AUGGCCACUCAUAGAAAUUCUCUAAAUUUCACUUUAUGGAACGCAAUUAGCGUAAAGAAUAAAACAAUUGAACUUCACAAAUUUCUCAUUGAUCAUAACAUAGAUAUUGCUACCUGGAAUCUGACAUCUUCAAACUGCCAAGCUAUAACAUUUACAGGAAAGAUGAAUCCCUCACUACUGCAAACAAACCAAGAGAAAGGGUAUUCUUCCCAAGCCAUAUUCAAAGACAUCUCUCAACCUACCUCCCUUAACAUAGAAUAUAUAUCAAUAAAAUUGAAAACCACAUCAAGACUCAUCAUAGGUACCGCAUACGUAGCCUCGAAAAACAAAAUAAACCAAACCGAUAUCGAUAACAUUAUCCUCCUUUUCGGUACAGGACAUAUUUGGCGUUGA
This is a messenger RNA of Heterotrigona itama, 393 nucleotides long. The record is from the annotation of a GenBank genome assembly. Lineage: Eukaryota; Metazoa; Arthropoda; Insecta; Hymenoptera; Apidae.